Cydia amplana is the source of this 2483-nucleotide messenger RNA. RefSeq names its product protein HID1. The record is from RefSeq and is a predicted model, not a curated record. NCBI's taxonomy places the organism in Eukaryota, Metazoa, Arthropoda, Insecta, Lepidoptera, Tortricidae. Bases 85 to 2424 code for a protein of 779 amino acids. The transcript has 17 exons. Gene Ontology annotation, cellular component: membrane; Golgi medial cisterna; Golgi trans cisterna.
GUGUCGAUUUGUUUUCCCAUUCCCAGAGUAUGUACGUAUGGAAAUGGAUUUAAUGUGUCUAAACAAUUAAUAAAAACAUUAAAAAUGGGGAACGCUGACACAAAAUUAAACUUUCGGAAAGCUGUGGUCCAGUUGACAUCGAAAACCCAGCCUAUCGAUGCGUCGGAUGAUAGUUUCUGGGACCAGUUCUGGUCGGAGAGCGUGACUAACGUGCAGGAUGUGUUCGCGCUGGUGCCGGGGGCGGAGAUCCGGGCGCUGCGCGAGGAGUCCCCCAAUAAUCUGGCAACGCUCGUGUACAAGGCUGUCGAGAAGCUCGUGAAGACCGUCGACAGCAGCUGCCGCACUCAAAGAGAACAGCAGAUCGCCUUAAACUGCGCGCGACUGCUUACACGGGUGCUCCCGUACAUGCUAGAGGAGCCCGAAUGGCAGAGCUUCUUCUGGUCCUCGCUGCCGGCUGCGGAGAACGAGUCUGUGCCGCUGGCACAGUCCCUCAUCAAUGCUGUUUGUGACCUGCUGUUUUGCCCAGACUUCACUGUGGCGAGCACACGCCGCUCUGGACCGGAGCGCGCCGAGGAACUGUCUUCCCUCGACAGCUGCGAGUACAUCUGGGCGGGCGGGGUCGGGUUUGCGCGCGCGCCGCCGCGCUGCGCCGCGCACGAGGCCGCGCGGACCGAGCUACUCCGGCUCUUACUGACGGCCUUCAGUGAGACCGUGUAUAAGCCACCACACCAAACACACCAUAACAAGUGGAUCGCGUACUUGACAAGCCCAGACAACCGGCACGCCCUGCCGCUGUUCACGUCCCUAUUAAACACAGUAUGCUCCUACGAUCCGGUGGGGUUAGGGCUGCCCUACAACCAUCUACUCUUCAGUGACACGCUGGAACCUCUGGUCGAGGUUGCUUUGCAAAUUUUAAUCGUUACCCUGGACCACGACACAAGCAACGCUAUGAAUGAAGAUUCUGACGAGGCCCUCCCAGACAACCUAUUCAUCAACUACCUCUCCCGCAUCCACCGCGAUGAGGACUUCGCCUUCGUGCUGCGCGGCGUCACCAGAUUGCUGAACAACCCCCUGGCUCAAACAUACCUGCCUAAUUCGGCCAAGCGGGUUGCCUUACACCAGGAGUUACUCGUUCUGUUCUGGAAGAUGUGCGACUAUAACAAGAAAUUUAUGUACUACGUGUUGAAGAGCAGCGACGUAUUGGAAGUGCUUGUGCCAAUCUUGUACCACCUCAACGACUCGCGCGCUGAUCAGUCCCGAGUUGGCCUGAUGCACAUCGGCGUGUUCAUACUCCUGCUCCUCUCCGGCGAGCGAAACUUCGGCGUGCGACUCAACAAGCCUUACACCGCCACCGUGCCCAUGGACGUGCCUGUCUUUACCGGGUCUCAUGCUGAUCUACUAGUACUUGUGUUCCACAAGAUAAUUACAACCGGGCAUCAGCGUCUGCAGCCGCUGUUUGACUGUCUGCUUACUAUACUUGUCAAUGUAUCGCCGUACCUGAAAACGCUCUCGAUGGUAUCGUCGAGCAAACUCCUGCAUUUGUUGGAAGCCUUCGGCACGCCCUGGUUCCUGUUUUCGGCGCCGCAGCAUCACCACCUAGUGUUCUUCCUGCUCGAGAUGUUCAACAACAUCAUUCAGUACCAGUUCGAUGGCAACUCGAACCUGGUGUACACGAUAAUUCGCAAACGGGCUGUGUUCCACGCGCUCGCCAACCUGCCGCACGAGCACACCGCCAUCGCGCGCUCGCUGCAAGCCACCCACGACAAACUGCCCAGGUCGACGAGUGCCGAGUCGGUGGCGGAGCUCGCCAUGGAGGGGUCGCGGCCCGCGCAGCCCGCCGAGCCCGGCACGCUCAACGCGACGUUGCCAGAUACACCCGCAAUCGCAGCAAUGACGGAGCGCGAGUCGGCGCACCCUAGCGCCCAACAGCUGGAGAACACGCGCUCCCUGCUGGAGAGCCGCAGCGGCGGCGACGGCGAGGACUGCGAGCCGGACGCCAUCACCGACGGGGAGGAGACACUGCGGCCGAGGACACAUCGGGACAGUAUAAAAUCCACAACCAGCAUCCGCAGUCCGACCACAGACGGGUGGCGAGCCAGCGCCGAGUGGGUCGCCAGCUGGCGGAGCAAGCUGCCCCUGCAGACCAUCAUGAGGCUGCUGCAGGUCCUGGUGCCGCAGGUGGAGAAGAUCUGCAUCGACAAGGGCCUGACGGACGAGUCGGAGAUCCUGCGUUUCCUGCAGCACGGCACGCUGGUCGGACUCCUGCCCGUGCCGCACCCCAUCCUCAUCCGCAAGUACCAGGCCAACGCCGGCACCGCGGCCUGGUUCCGCACCUACAUGUGGGGCGUCAUAUACAUACGGAACGUGGACCCGCCAAUAUGGUACGACACGGACGUGAAACUGUUCGAGAUCCAACGAGUUUGAGCGACGUCACGUGGCAGCUGAGUAUUUAUUGUGUAUCCUGCAAAUGCGAGCCAGUUAGU